AUGCAUUGUGUGAUUGCCAGCAGCUCGGUGAUUCCCUUGUUAACAUCAGUCAUCGAUAUGAAGGAUCUCUUGGAGAGCCUCAGGAAGCCGAACCAAUGGAUUCUCUCCAAUGUUAAGGACUUGAAAGUUUCAGACCUCCCAGAGUCCUUGAAAAAUUUAUCUCUGGUUGAGUUGGAUUUGGUUCUGGUGGGAGAAGGGGAGAAACACCCUGAUGAUGCUCAAGAGGAUCCGCCAGAUACCCCCAGGCAGGGAGAGAACAACUCCAAUGGGGAAGAACAUUUUGAAUUCGAGACUGAGGAUGCGAUUGGGGACAUCACAGCAGAAGAGUUCCUGGAGAACGAAGACACCGACAUAUUUGGUCAUGAUUUCAUCCAUCUCAGCUCAUCAUGGCUUAGCAAAGAUGGGGAGGAGAAACUGGAGUCGCUACUUUGCCUGUCCUUGGAUCUCCUGGGUCACGGAGAGAGUCUGCUGGAGGAGGUCCAUGACACCCCUGGCUGGAGGCACCAAGACCAAUGUGGGGCUGACCAUCUCAGCCAGUCACCGCUUCAUGAAGGUCUGCUCCAUCGUGGGCCUGUCAGGUGUCCUCCACUUGUCCCACUCUACUGCUGCCUGGACUUUCUCGUGGUUGGGGUUCAAUGA
Darwinula stevensoni is the source of this 639-nucleotide messenger RNA. Lineage: Eukaryota; Metazoa; Arthropoda; Ostracoda; Podocopida; Darwinulidae. The record is from the annotation of a GenBank genome assembly.